AUGUCAUCGAUUUCAUCGAACACGUCUUCGAUAACCUCAAGCGCCUGCGACACGCUUACUCAACGCGGCCUGUUCUACACCAAUUGGCUAAACGGAGGACACACCAUCGUCUGUGGUAACUGCUCUCAAAUCGGAUCUUUCGCUGGCACGGCCUCUCCUCAGACGUCUGACGUGGACGAAGACCACAUGAGCUCUGACGCAGACAGUCCUCGUAUCGUGACUCGUUCGGGUCCACACGCCACCACCACCACCAUUAACGGGCCAGCUGUCAUCGGAGGUAUACCAACUCAGACCCAACCCACCAAUGUCCAUUCUCAUGGGCCAACCGUCAACGUUAACCCAGUCUUCGGUGUUCCCUCUGCCAAUCUAGCCAGCUCCGACAGCGCUUCCGGGACCGCCAGCAACACGCUCACUCCCGACGACAGCAUCUCUACCGCUCCUGAGAGAGCCCGCACCGGAGCCGGUCGCGCUGGCACAGGUGGAGGCAGAUUCAGCUCUCAUGGUCCGACUGUGAACAUCAACCCAGUCUAUGCCGGAGGCACCGGUGCGUCUCGCAACAACAGGAGUGCUCGCAGUUCACCCGCCUCGUCCGGACCUCGCACUCGCGGCCUCCAGGGAAUAGGCAUCACGAGCUCCGGGGUCGCUGGCGGUGCCUCGCAGAACACCAGGAUGAGCCUCGCGAUUAACGCGCCGCAGGUACUCAACUUCGGUCAGCCCAACGCGAAUAGUAAUACGAGACCUGAGGUCGCUGUUGCCCAAGUCUCCGCGACUUUGAAUCAGACCCCUGUGGCGACCAGGCCCAGGCUCAAAGAAAGGCGGUCCAACGCACUGAGGUCCUCUAAGCUCUUCAGCGUUCGCCUCUUCGUCGUCUUCGCGUUUUUUUUCAUGCUCGCGAUGUAUUUUUACAUCUCGGACCGUGCAGCGAGGUUGGCGCGCCACAGCAUGCCCUACUUCGCGCCUGCGUUGCCGGAGGAGCCUGAAAACCAGUGGGGCUUGUACUACACGAGGUUGGUAGAGAGAUUAACGUUGGAUUAG
Cyclocybe aegerita is the source of this 1035-nucleotide messenger RNA. NCBI's taxonomy places the organism in Eukaryota, Fungi, Basidiomycota, Agaricomycetes, Agaricales, Hemipholiotaceae. The record is from the annotation of a GenBank genome assembly.